Neohortaea acidophila is the source of this 1170-nucleotide messenger RNA. RefSeq lists its product as uncharacterized. Lineage: Eukaryota; Fungi; Ascomycota; Dothideomycetes; Mycosphaerellales; Teratosphaeriaceae. Bases 1 to 1170 code for a protein of 389 amino acids. Gene Ontology annotation, molecular function: DNA-binding transcription activator activity, RNA polymerase II-specific. The transcript is spliced from 2 exons. Gene Ontology annotation, biological process: regulation of transcription by RNA polymerase II. The record is from RefSeq and is a predicted model, not a curated record.
AUGGAUGUGGGCGAUGCAAGCAGCGGAAAGUACGGGUAUGCAAUGAACCUCGUGCCGCCGGUUUCACUCACCGCGCCCCUCCUCAGCACCACGUUGACUCGCGAUAUCGGCCAUAGUGCGACCUGCGCCCGCCAGUUUGCUCCAACUGCGAGCGUCGAGGAGACCCACGAGUUAUUCCUCGCUCGGCACGACGUCCAGGAAGAGGUGUCCGACUUUCGGCCUCCCAUCACUUUUGAGCUUGCCCUCCAUUUCGACGCGCUGACGUCGUCCACCUUCGAUCUGCCGCAGACGCCAUCGAUUUGGCGCAAAGACCUGGUCCGACGGGCCGAAGGCCAGUCGUAUGUGCGGCAGAGCAGCCUCGCCCUGGCCGCUCUGCAUGUAAUCCAUCUCCGGCCGCUUCAAAGCGAUGCGCCAUUCCUUUACCGCAAAGCACAGGACUACCAGAACAGAGCGUCCGCCCUCUUCCGUCGCGGUGUUUCGGCGGUGAGCCAUGAAAACGGCCCCGCGGUCCUGGCGUUCUGUGUCAUGACUGCCAUGUUUCACGCUGCCUCGUCCCUGGUGGAGUAUGCGGCCGACGGGCAGCGAAGCAUGGACAUCCUCAGCCCUCUCCUGGCAUUCCGCAGUGGAGCUCUGUUGCUUGGCUCGUGUCGCGAGAUGACGAUUCAUCACGAAAGCCUAUCUGGAGCGCUGGGCCGAUUUGGGAGUGAUGUGACUCGCGCUUCGACGCCUUUGGGCCCGCAGAAGCAGGCGGCCCUCGACGCCCUCGAAAACGCGGUCCUGUGCAUUCACACGGCAGGCUACUCUACGCCCGCUACAGGGCGCGCAUUCCUGGUGCUACGCAAAAUGUUCACACUGUUUCCCGCGGCGCCCAAGGGCUGGCUUCACGUCAUCUUCUGGCCCGCCAUGGUCUCCGACGAGUACAUCGAUGAACUGCGAGAGGAGCAGCCUGCCGCGAUCAUCGCGUUCGUCUACUGGUGUGCUUACUUGAACAACUCCCUGCAGCAGUGGUAUCUUGAGGGGUGGCCACGAACCGCGGCGUUGCACAAGAUCACGAAGGUGGAGCAACGGUGGCACGACAUUCUGGCUUGGCCACGUGAGCGCCUCAACUUAUCAGAUCGAAGAGUCGGGGAAUGUGUUGUCAUCGGCAAUAGCACAUCCUGUGACAUCUAA